Messenger RNA from Trichoderma citrinoviride, 1164 nucleotides. Its product is annotated as FAD/NAD(P)-binding domain-containing protein. The record is from RefSeq and is a predicted model, not a curated record. The coding region runs from base 1 to 1164 and encodes 387 amino acids. Lineage: Eukaryota; Fungi; Ascomycota; Sordariomycetes; Hypocreales; Hypocreaceae. Gene Ontology annotation, molecular function: FAD binding. The transcript has 3 exons.
AUGUCUGUUCCAACCAUCGCAAUUAUCGGCGGCGGCCCCAGCGGCCUUGCUUUUGCUCGCCUGCUGGAGGUCAACAACAUAGACUACGUCGUCUACGAACGCCUCGCCUCCCCAGAAGUCGGGUCCCAGGGCGGUUCCCUCGACAUCCACGGCAAAACCGGCCAGCUUGUCUUGAAGGAGGCGGGGCUAUUUGAAGAGUUCAAGAAGUAUUCCCGCUGGGAGGACGCUCAAACAAUCGUUCAGGACAAGACUGGCACUACGCAGAUGGUGUUUGGCGAGGGCGAUGAUGCUCCCGAGAUUGACCGCGCUGCGCUGCGCAAGAUUCUGAUUGAGUCUAUCCCGGCGAGCAAGAUUAAGUGGAAUCACGCUGUUGCCAUUGUCGACAAGGAUGAUUCUGGAGAAAUCAACAUCACCUUCAAGAAUGGUAUAACUGCAUCUGGGUUCAAGCUGGUUGUUGGCGCAGAUGGUGCCUGGAGCAAGGCACAGCACUUGGUAAGCAGAGCUCACUCAGGCGAAGCCUCUAUACAUUACCUUGAGGCCAAGAUUUCCAACUCGAACCCGUUCCAUCCCAUCCUCGAUGCCCUGGUCGGACGUGGGAAUCUCAUUGCAAUGGGAGAGGAGAAGCAAGUCUCCGCACAGCGACAAGGAGACGGAUCCUACCGCGUCUAUCUCGGCUUGACCAUUGACGAGGACUUUGUUUUUGAAGGACCUGUGGAUCUGACCAAGGGCAGUGGAGAGGAUGCGCGCAACUUCUUCGUCACCAAUGCUGAGUUUUUCGGUACUUGGGGCUCUUCUCUCAAGGACAUCAUUACGAACUGUGAGGGUUCCUUCAGAGCCUGGCCGCUCUAUCAUAUGCCUUCUUCUGCGCUCUCUUGGGAUAAUGUUCCGGGAAUUACUGUUAUCGGCGAUGCCGCUCAUGUUUCGACGCCGUUCGUGGGAGAGGGCGUCAACUGUGCGAUGUACGACUCCCUGGUUCUGGCGUCUCAAAUUGUUGAGCGCGGCUUGGACCACCUGGAUGAGGCAGUCAAGGCCUAUGAAAAGGAAAUGUUUGUGCGUGGACGGGACUUGAUUGAUCGGAGCAACGGCAGUGGAAGCCUUUUGUUUGCACCCGAUGCCCCGAAGGGUCUGUUGGAGAUUUUGCGCUCUACCAAGCGGGAUGUUUGA